Bombyx mandarina (wild silkworm) is the source of this 1448-nucleotide messenger RNA. Its product is annotated as actin-binding Rho-activating protein. Gene Ontology annotation, molecular function: actin binding. NCBI's taxonomy places the organism in Eukaryota, Metazoa, Arthropoda, Insecta, Lepidoptera, Bombycidae. Gene Ontology annotation, cellular component: sarcomere. The record is from RefSeq and is a predicted model, not a curated record. Gene Ontology annotation, biological process: positive regulation of transcription by RNA polymerase II; positive regulation of Rho protein signal transduction.
UGAAAAAGCUUGCAGCAUUCAGAUACUGACCACCGUCGCGUACGCACGUUGCUGCGAAGACGAAAACGCGCUAUUUAUAACUGACUCGUUCUUGCCAAUACAAAGGCCGUUUGUGUUAAAGCACGCGGAUCGACUUGUUGGAGAAAAUGAGCGGCAAUUUCCUAACGAUACCCGGAGAUGAUGCUAUUCAGAGACGAUCAAGGAGUUCGUCGCUUACGGACUUGAUAUCCGCCUUCGACACAAAAGCACAGGCUCACACCGAGCUUCAGAAAGUAACAGCCUUCAGCGGACAAUUCGACAAGAACCACAAGCCAACAUUCUCAAAAGACGAAUAUGGAAAACCUAUACCGGGUUCGAUGACCGAAUACAGAGGCGCAGAAGCACAAGCCAGAGUAUGUACAGAAAUGAAGGAGCUUUGUGAAAUCAUCAACGAAUACGGAAAGACCCCAUGCAAGAGUUUAUUACCGCCUGAAUUACAAGACGCCACCAAAGUUAUAUCAUUUGGAGAAUUAUUUACUAUAUACACGGUGAUAUCGGACAAGCUGGUCGGGAUACUUCUGAGAACGCGUAAACAUCAGCUAACGUUCUUCGAAGGAGAAGUAUUGUUUCAGAAACGUGACGAUGAUGUUCCGGUUUUCCUCAUGCAACCCAUCGACGAUAUAAGAACGUAUUGCAACAACAAAGCGCUUCAGGCCAGAAGAUCGGUGUCGCCUAUGCCCAAUUAAAGCGGAAAAAAAAAUUGAAAUAAUCUUUAGGAUUGCCGUGAAACAUUUAUAAUUGUAAAACUUAAAACUAAUUACGUUAACCCGAUAAGUGUGUUAUUAUGAAUACGUUUUCAAGUACUUAAUUAACUUUCAAUACUAUUACGAUUGUACAUAAUAGUAAUAUAAUGUUUGAAAAAAAAGUCUUAUUGGCUCUAGGCUCUUUAGUCGAUUAGUUAUUGCUGCUAGACCGGAACAUCGAGAGAAAACAUUAAACAAUAUUUAAUGAUCAUUUUCUUAAUACCACAUAUUUAAUUGGAACUUCGUGAUCUUGAAAAUAUGAAAUACAGUACAUAAUUAUUAUUUGCUCAAAACAACAAAUCGUAUUAAGUUCAAGAACCUCUUUGUUCACGAAACUGGGCGUUAAUUUAUUGUCUAUUCCCAUUGUUUAUUCCAAAAUUUGAAUAUUGUUAUUUCAAUAGUGUAUCAGUCAUAAAACAUAUAUGUGUGUGUAUCUAUUUAUGUGUAACAGGAAGUAAGCUAAAAUAUUCGUAAGAAUCUUAAGGUGUCUUUCGUGACUACAGAAAACCAGAUGAAAAUGCGCUGUUAGAAUUUCGAUCAACAAUUAAAUACUUUGGUCAAAUUAUGGUAGGACCUCGUGUGAGUCCGCACGGGUAGGUACCACCGUCCUGCCUAUUUCUGCCGUGAAGCAGUAAUGCGUUUCGGUCUGAAGGGUAGGGCAGCCGU